AUGUCGUCCCGCCCUUCGAUACCUCUAUCGGAACGACCGCCCAACGCAGUUGCAGGCCCUUCUCGCAUAUCACGCAACUCAACACCUCCAUUGAUCACGGAUGACGAUAUUGCCAUGGCUGAGGCCUUUGACAACGACUUUGAAGAGGAGCUCAUCCCCCCUUCAUCACCUCCCAUCCCUAUAGCCACCCCUCGGCGACAGAAACGUCUCGAUGGCGCCGCUGCUCGGAGACAAGCACUGGCCGAGUUGCAAGAUAUCACCCCAGAUGACCUCUUCUCCUCCCCUCCACGUAAAACACCUAGCAAGGUACCUCGCACCGAAGCCUCCGCCUCUAGACCAGACCUAGGUGGUCCUGGUCCAUCAAGCUCAGCGUCAAAUAUGUCUGUCCAGGCUCCAAAAACAUACAAGAUGGAAGUUCAGCAUCCUUGGAGUAAGGAGGUGGUGUCCAAGCUUCGACAAGUGUUCAAGCUCCCUCGCUUCAGGACUCAUCAAAAAGAAGCUAUAGACGAGACCAUGUCUGGUAAAGAUGUGUUUGUGUUGAUGCCCACCGGAGGUGGCAAGAGUUUGACUUAUCAGCUACCUGCAGUCUGUAACGGUGGCCAAACUCGAGGUAUCACCUUUGUCGUCUCCCCUCUCAUCUCUCUAAUCAGCGAUCAGUCCCGACAUCUAGCCAAGCUUGGCAUCCCAGCCAUUGCCUACACAGGUGAUCUCACCCAAGCGGAUAGGAAUACAGCCCAUGAGCUCAUGUCGGACCCUGAGCCACAUACCAAGGUCGUCUACGUCACACCAGAAAUGCUCGUCAUGGGCGGUCACCUCAAGUCAAUCCUGCGACUGUUGCUCAAACGGAAGCGUCUGGCCAGGUUUGUCAUUGACGAAGCCCAUUGUGUCAGCCAGUGGGGACACGACUUCCGUUCGGAUUAUCUGCGACUGGGAGAGUUGCGGCGUGAUUAUCCUGGCGUGCCAAUCAUGGCUUUGACAGCGACAGCUCAGAAUAAGGUCCAAGAGGAUAUCAUCAGAUCUUUGAGUAUCACGGGAUGUGCCAUUUUGAAACAAUCUUUCAAUCGACCGAACUUGCAUUACGAGGUCCGGCCGAAGAAGAAAAGCGUCAUCAAUGACAUGGUCGCCUUCAUCAAUACGCAGGGGAAGGAUGUGAGCGGAAUUGUGUAUUGUUCGUCAAGAGAAAAGUGCGAGAAUAUUGCAAAGGAGUUGAGGGAUAAUCAUGAUCUCAAAGCGUAUCACUAUCAUGCGGGUAUGUCAAAGAACGAUCGGAGGAAGGUUCAGGAAGGAUGGCAGGAGCACAAGUUUGAGAUCAUCGUCGCCACAACGGCAAUCACUCCAACUGCAUUCUCUGUAUGUCGCAAGCCGAAAGGUCCAGGGUCAAAGAAGCUGACGUUCUCAGACUUCUCCUACGCCGAUUCAAAAACCGUCUUCACAAUGAUUGACCGAGACACCAACCUAACGAGGGAUCAGAAAGAACGCCAACGAGAAUCCAUGCAGCAGGUCUUGCGUUUUUGCAUGAACAAGUCCGACUGCCGGCGCUCGCAAGUGCUGGCCUUUUUCAACGAGACUUUCGACUCUAGCGAGUGUCAUCAAGGAUGUGAUGUUUGUCUCGGAAGAGAUAAUGACCGCUUCACAGUGGAAGACGUCACAGACUCAGCUGUGAAUGUCAUUCGUAUGGUACAGGCGUUUGACCGCGGAGAUAGGAUUACGGUCAAAAUGGCUGUGGAUGCUUUCCGGGGUGUUGGCGGAGGGGGUGGUAAAGGACUGGAUCAGAAUCCUCAUUUUGGCUGUGGAAAGGAUUGGGAAAGGAAUGAAGCGGAAAGGUUGUUGCAGAUGCUUUUGAUAGAAGGUGGAUUGGAUGAAUGGUAUUCCGCCAAUGGGGCGGGUUGGAGUAAUGCGUAUUUGAAGUUGGGGAAACAAUCACAAGCAUAUCUGAACGGACGAAAAACACUCAAAAUGGACUUCCGUUCAAAAUCCCCCGUCAAGAAGAAAGUAGCACCUACCAAACGGAAAUCAGGUCAAGGAAAUCUGUCAACUUACGCUCAUCCAAUGACGAACCCUCUUCAAAAACAAAGGUCGUUGCAGAAAUUACGAGAAGAAGAGCAAGCGUUCGAAAAUUCUCCUUGGGGAGAUUCUGAUGAUGAAUUCAUACCUGAUGAAGGUGAUGAAGAUCCUAUAGAAAUCACAGAUGAUGAAGAUGUGAUCGAAGAGGUGACGAUGAAGAAACGCAAGACUUUGAAUUUACGACCACAGAAAUCGUUCUCUCUUACGGAUGUCGGUUUGGGGGCGAACAAUUCGAUUGGAGUUGUGGAUAGAGCGGAUAGUGGGACACCGGUGGAGAAAUGUUUCAAAGCUUUACAAGCUCUUCAAAAGUCAAUCAGAAGUAAGAACAAAGCGGCUCCAGUGUUGGCGGAAGAGACUUUACAAAUGAUAGCUGCCACAAUGCCAUCUAAUCUCGGCAUGUUGAAAGAAAUAGAAGGGAUAACAUCUGCGCAUAUCAAAACGUACGGUACUCGAAUAUUAGGUAUCUGUAUUUCUCAUCGUGAACCCUCUCGUAUUGCUUUACCACCUUCAAGAUCAUCCAACCCUCCUCGUCCGUUGGCACAAACCAUUCAGAAUAUUCAAGCGUACGCAUAUAAUCCUACCGCUUCCACAAGCUCAAAAGCUCAAUCUGCCGCUUCGACUUCACGUCUCACACUUCCAGUAGGAAAGAGUGGCGGAUCGAAAUCGUCCUUGAGUGGUUUGGGCGAGACGAGUUUGGUAGGUAGACCAAAUGGGAUUAGGCCGGUGACGUUAGGUACGAAGAUGACUAAAAGACCUGCAUUCUGA
Molecule: messenger RNA, 2829 nt
Organism: Tremella mesenterica DSM 1558
Lineage: Eukaryota; Fungi; Basidiomycota; Tremellomycetes; Tremellales; Tremellaceae
Exons: 6
Coding region: 1-2829 (942 amino acids)
Biological process (GO): double-strand break repair via homologous recombination; DNA replication
Cellular component (GO): RecQ family helicase-topoisomerase III complex; nucleus; chromosome
Molecular function (GO): nucleic acid binding; ATP binding; four-way junction helicase activity
Source: RefSeq, a predicted model, not a curated record